UCUAGUAAAGCAUUUGACCGGCUUGGACGUAAAAUUCAGCAGGCGGUUGUUUAGACAGUAUUUAUAAAAUAAUAAUUUCGAUUUAAAUCAAGUUACAAAAAUACAAUCUAAGAAAAUGUGGCGCUCAGUAGCUGCAGUGCUUUUAUUUGGCUUUGUUGCAAUUGCAACCGGCGCCGAGCAUGAUGUGUUGGAACUCGGUGACGAUAAUUUUGUGUCCACUUUGAAGCAGCAUGAAACAACAUUGGUUAUGUUCUAUGCACCCUGGUGUGGACACUGCAAGCGCUUGAAGCCGGAAUAUGCCAAGGCAGCUGAGCUGGUCAAGGAUGACGAACCACCAAUCAAAUUGGCCAAGGUUGACUGUACCGAGGCUGGCAAGGAGACGUGCAGCAAAUUCGCGGUUAAUGGUUAUCCCACGCUGAAGAUCUUCCGACAGGAUGAGGUGUCGCAGGAUUACAAUGGACCACGCGAGGCUAAUGGCAUUGCCAAGUACAUGCGUGCUCAGGUGGGACCCGCUUCCAGGCAGGUGCGCAGCGUUGAGGAACUGGCCAAGUUCCUGGACACCAAGGACACCACAAUCUUUGGCUACUUCAGCGAUAUUGACUCGAAAUUGGCCAAGACCUUCAUGAAGUUUGCUGACAAGAAUCGCGAGAAAUAUCGUUUUGGACACAGUGAUGAUAAGGAUGUGCUGAAGCAACAGGACGAAACCGAUAAGAUUGUUCUCAUCCGCGCUCCACAUUUGAGCAAUAAAUUCGAGGCCUCCACAAUUAAGUUUGAGGGUAGCUCCGAAUCUGAUCUUACCACCUUUAUCAAGGACAAUUAUCAUGGCUUGGUUGGACAUCGUACACAGGACACAUCCCGCGACUUCCAGAAUCCCUUGAUUACCGCCUACUAUUCCGUCGAUUAUCAGAAGAAUCCCAAGGGCACCAACUACUGGCGUAAUCGUGUGCUCAAGGUGGCCAAGGAGUUUGUUGGCCAGCUGAACUUUGCCAUCAGCUCCAAGGAUGAUUUCCAGCAUGAGUUGAACGAGUUCGGUUAUGAUUUUGUCGGUGACAAGCCAGUGAUUUUGGCCCGCGAUGCCAAGAAUCUGAAAUAUGCACUGAAGGAGGAGUUCUCCGUUGACAGUCUGAAUGACUUUGCUGAGAAAUUGCUGGCCAACGAAUUGGAGCCCUACAUCAAGAGCGAACCGGUGCCCGAAUCCAAUGAUGCACCUGUUAAGGUGGCUGUGGCCAAGAACUUUGACGAGGUUGUCAUCAAUAACGGCAAAGAUACGCUGGUCGAAUUCUAUGCCCCAUGGUGUGGUCACUGCAAGAAGCUGACUCCCAUCUACGACGAGCUGGCCGAGAAGCUGCUGAACGAAGAUGUGGCCAUUGUGAAAAUGGAUGCCACCGCCAAUGAUGUGCCACCAGAGUUCAAUGUGCGCGGCUUCCCCACGCUCUUCUGGCUGCCCAAGGAUUCAAAGAACAAGCCCGUCAGCUACAAUGGUGGUCGCGAGCUCGAUGAUUUCAUCAAGUACAUUGCCAAGGAGGCGACCACAGAACUGAAGGGCUAUGACCGCAGUGCCAAGCCCAAGAAAACCGAGCUGUAAGCCAACUGCCAACUGCAGCUGCGUACAUUUAAAUUAGCUUGUAACUAACUAGCAUUUCCAUAUUUUUGUAAAAUCGAAUGCAUUCUCAGAACAUGAAACAAAUGUAAAACAAACAAAAACAAACAAACAAAAAACUUGUAUUAAAUUAUUUAAUAGUGUGA
This is a messenger RNA of Drosophila innubila, 1746 nucleotides long. RefSeq names its product protein disulfide-isomerase A3. NCBI's taxonomy places the organism in Eukaryota, Metazoa, Arthropoda, Insecta, Diptera, Drosophilidae. The coding region runs from base 116 to 1585 and encodes 489 amino acids. The record is from RefSeq and is a predicted model, not a curated record. Gene Ontology annotation, molecular function: protein disulfide isomerase activity. Gene Ontology annotation, biological process: protein folding; response to endoplasmic reticulum stress. Gene Ontology annotation, cellular component: endoplasmic reticulum. The transcript has 5 exons.